AGAUCGGGCAGCUGUACAUGAUCAGCAAGCACAGCCACGAGCAGAGUGACCACGGCGAGGGCGUGGAGGUGGUGCAGAACCAGCCCUUCCAGGACCCGCACCACGGCAGCGGGCAGUUCACGGAGAAGCGGGUCUAUCUCAACAGCAAACUGCCUAGCUGGGCUAGAGCUGUGGUCCCCAAAAUCUUUUAUGUUACAGAGAAAGCUUGGAACUACUAUCCCUACACAAUCACAGAAUACACGUGCUCUUUCCUGCCGAAGUUCUCCAUCCACAUAGAAACCAAGUACGAGGACAACAAGGGCAGCAACGACAGGAUUUUUGACAAUGAGGCCAAAGACCUGGAACGAGAGGUGUGCUUCAUUGAUAUCGCCUGCGAUGAAAUUCCGGAGCGCUACUACAAGGAGUCUGAGGACCCUAAACACUUCAAGUCGGAGAAGACGGGGCGGGGACAGCUGAGAGAAGGCUGGAGAGACAGUCACCAGCCCAUCAUGUGCUCCUACAAGCUGGUGACUGUGAAGUUCGAGGUCUGGGGACUUCAGACCAGAGUGGAACAGUUUGUCCACAAGGUGGUCCGGGACAUCCUGCUGAUUGGACACAGGCAGGCCUUCGCGUGGGUGGACGAGUGGUAUGACAUGACCAUGGACGAGGUCCGGGAGUUCGAGCGGGCCACACAGGAAGCCACCAACAGGAAGAUCGGCCUUCUGCCCCCCGCCAUCUCCAUCUCCGGCAUCCCCCUGCUGCCCGCCGCCAUCCGCAGCGCCCCCUCCAGUGCGCCGUCCACCCCUCUCUCCACAGACGCGCCCGAGUUUCUCUCCGUUCCCAGAGACCGGCCGCGGAAGAAGUCUGCCCCAGAGACCCUCACACUCCCAGACCCCGAGACGAAAGCCUCCCUGGAUCUGCCCGGUCGGCCCAUGUCAGAGUAACUCCACGUCUGCGGUCGCGGGGGGUCAUCGCUUCACUCUGGGUGUCUUUCAAGGCUCUUCUGAUAUAGAGAAAGACUGCUUCUCACCCCAGCCUGCUCCUCUGCCCUCGGGGUGUGCAUGUGACCAAGUAACGUCUUAGAACACGACUCCCUGAGCAUGCAUCCCGGGAGACGUGAGAUGUGGGGCUCGCACGCCACAGCCAGGCAGGCGGCCUUGCCAGUGGGCAUCUGGCGAGGGCGGCGGGGCUCCAAGGACGCAUGAACGAAAGCACUGCACCCCUUUGUGACGGGGGCGCUGGGACACGGGGCACUUGGCCCCCUCUCCCCAGCCCUGCGAGCCUCCGUCCCCUGCCUCAGACGUGGCAUGCCUCCCGCUAGAUGUUGAACUGAUCGAUACUUGAAUACCAGUAGUCUCCGAGAUUCCUAUUCUGGUUAGUCUGACUCAGGAUUUGGGGCCUAACUAACUCUUUAAAUUUUGAAAAUUUUAAUUGUCAACCUAGAGAGGCUCCAAAGUGCAAUUAAUGAAAACCUGUUUUCUACCUUCCACAGAGUCUAACACGGACUCCACUCCUGUCUUUUAGUGACUUUUCUCUUUGUGGCCUCAGAAAUCUCUAAGAACCGCACAAUGGGUUCAUUCCUGACUGGUUCUGAAGGGGUUUUGCUGGGAACCAAGAGGCCCAGGCGAAGGAAGCAGACCUCAACUCGUCCACACCCGUCACCCAUUACGA
Messenger RNA from Carlito syrichta (Philippine tarsier), 1650 nucleotides. RefSeq names its product phosphatidylinositol transfer protein, cytoplasmic 1 (gene PITPNC1). Gene Ontology annotation, molecular function: phosphatidylinositol transfer activity; phosphatidylinositol binding. Gene Ontology annotation, biological process: phospholipid transport. The transcript has 8 exons. Gene Ontology annotation, cellular component: cytoplasm. Bases 18 to 923 code for a protein of 301 amino acids. The record is from RefSeq and is a predicted model, not a curated record. NCBI's taxonomy places the organism in Eukaryota, Metazoa, Chordata, Mammalia, Primates, Tarsiidae.